Messenger RNA from Linderina pennispora, 573 nucleotides. Its product is annotated as ubiquitin-conjugating enzyme. Bases 74 to 451 code for a protein of 125 amino acids. Gene Ontology annotation, biological process: ubiquitin-dependent protein catabolic process; protein polyubiquitination. Gene Ontology annotation, molecular function: ubiquitin conjugating enzyme activity. The transcript has 2 exons. The record is from RefSeq and is a predicted model, not a curated record. NCBI's taxonomy places the organism in Eukaryota, Fungi, Kickxellomycota, Kickxellomycetes, Kickxellales, Kickxellaceae.
GAAGGAGCCAUGCGACGGCUUCUCGGUGGGUCUUGUGGACGAUGACAACAUUUUUGAGUGGGAAGUCACGGUCAUGGGUCCGCCAGAGACAUACUACGAGGGCGGCUUGUUCUCAGCGCGGAUGACGUUCCCGACCGACUACCCGAUGCGGCCACCCCAGCUGCGUUUCAAGAGCGAGCUCUGGCAUCCGAACGUGUACCCUGAUGGGCGCGUGUGCAUCUCAAUCCUGCAUCCGCCUGGCGAGGACGCCAUGGGCUACGAGAGCGCCGACGAGCGCUGGUCGCCGGCACAGACAGUGGAGUCGGUGAUGCUCAGCAUCAUCUCGUUGUUUGCCGAUCCCAACGACGAGUCGCCUGCCAACCCUGACGCCGCCAAGCAAUGGCGCGAGGACAAGCGGGGGUACAAGAGGCGUGUCUUUAGGUGUGUCGAAAAGUCGCUUGGAGGCUGCUGAAGAGGGGGUUUUGCCGUUUGCUAUCUCCCAUGAAGUCGUUAGAAAUGAAACUACAGCUUCGUCUAUAGAAUUCGAGGGCCAAAAGAAAACCAUUUAUUUCUUAAAAGCUUGGGUGUGGGGUA